Cercopithifilaria johnstoni is the source of this 660-nucleotide messenger RNA. The record is from the annotation of a GenBank genome assembly. Lineage: Eukaryota; Metazoa; Nematoda; Chromadorea; Rhabditida; Onchocercidae.
AUGUGUAUACCACGUUUUGAUGGUCUUAUAAUGCCAUCGGUUCGGCGACCACUGUAUUACUCUUCAUAUCUGUUACUUUGCACUCAUCAAAAUAUCUCUGGGAAAAAUUAUUACAAUAUUUUGGGGGUGAAACGCGAUGCUUCGAUUGCUGAAAUUAAAAGCGCUUUUUAUAAAUUAUCAAAAGAGUAUCAUCCGGAUGCGCUGAGGAAGUCAAAGGAUCCGAUGAUUUAUCUGGAAAUCAAAAAUGCAUAUGAAGUGUUGAAAGAUAAGAAAAAACGACAGGAUUAUGAUUUAGAACUUGCCAAUACAUUCAAUCCUCAUCGCACAUAUCGGAAAUACAAUGAAGCCACUGGUCAAAGCUAUAAAAAAUGCAAUUCAUCAGAUUUAAGUUUUUAUUUUUACGCGAGAACACCGCAAUAUGAUAAUGAUAAAUGGUAUGAGUGGUAUCAGAAGAGACGUAUGGAUCAAAUGGAAACACAUUGGAUUCGGAAAAAUACUGAAAAUUAUUGGACGAAAACUAUAUUGGCUUUUUUCGUGAUAUCUUUUAUAUUUUCAAUGAUUAUGCGUAUACGAACUAAUCAGCUUCGGCGAAAAGAAUGGAUUGAAUACAUGAUCCGAAAAAGUGACGCACAUAAGAAGGAAAAGAAGAAAGUGGAAUGA